AUGAAGACAUCCAUGGGAUUAUCACCUUUUCAGAUGGUAUAUGGAAAAGCAUGUCAUUUGCCAGUAGAGAUGGAGCAUCAGGCUUUGUGGGCUUUGAAAAUUUUAAAUUUUGAUCUUCAUGAAAUUCAAAGCAAGCGAAGAAAUCAGCUGUUAGAGCUUGAAGAGAUGCGGUUACAUGCAUAUGACUCAUCUAAGGGCUAUAAAGAGAAGUUAAAAUCAAAAUGGUUGGGACCUUUUGUGAUUAAGCUUGUAUACCCAAAUGGAGCUGCGGAAUUAGAGAUUCCAGAUAAGGAUGCUCAACAGUGGAGUUGA
Messenger RNA from Vigna radiata var. radiata (mung bean), 312 nucleotides. RefSeq lists its product as uncharacterized. The transcript has 2 exons. The record is from RefSeq and is a predicted model, not a curated record. Lineage: Eukaryota; Viridiplantae; Streptophyta; Magnoliopsida; Fabales; Fabaceae. Bases 1 to 312 code for a protein of 103 amino acids.